This is a messenger RNA of Cervus elaphus (red deer), 1356 nucleotides long. RefSeq lists its product as uncharacterized. Lineage: Eukaryota; Metazoa; Chordata; Mammalia; Artiodactyla; Cervidae. The transcript is spliced from 8 exons. The record is from RefSeq and is a predicted model, not a curated record. Bases 22 to 924 code for a protein of 300 amino acids.
UCCCCUUCUGCCGGGAAAGCGAUGCUGGCACUCCGCGGCGGGAGGUCUCGGGCCCGGGCGGCUGGGUCGGCGGGGCAGCCGUGCUGGGCGGGCUGCGCGCGCGGGCGGUGCGGGCCGGGCAUCGCCAUGGCCCCGAGCGUCCCUCUUCUGCUCGGGCUCGUGUUCUGCCGGGACCCAGGGAUUUGGGCGCAGACUGACCUACCUGAAGUCUACCAAAACCCUCUUGAAGAAACAGCCCUUCCCGUCGUGUCUGGGAGUUCCGCCAUCGGGCUCCUCCCUCUCCUCUUCGUCCUCCUCUUUAUCCUCUGCCUGUGCUGCUGUGGAGGCCAACACGGUUCCGCUGAUAAUGAGACCAAGAGCCAACUGGAUUUUAACAGCUCCAACCCUGGCAUGGACUUCUCAGAAGAAAAUCCGCGUAAGAGGAGUGAGGAGAUGACGUCUCGGUGCACCUCCUGUUGGAGGAGGACAGACAGACGGACAUGCACGCCCACCCCGAGGAAUGCCCAUGGGGGUCUUCUGAGUCCUCCGCUGAGCCGCACCAGGACUCCUUCACGCAGAGUGAGCUUUCACUGCCGUCUUGCAGCCCUGAAGAGUCCUCAGUAUAGCCCCACGUGGACCCACCUUCCCCUCAUCUGGAGCGCGGAGCGGGAGCUGGCUGUGUGCACUCCAUGGCGCAAAUGCCCCUUAAGGAGCGUGGGGUUCCAUGGGGUGAGCUGCUCACACGCCCACAGCAGCCGUCAUCUUGUGUGUAAGUGGAUUCUUUUACCACUGCGCCACCUGGGAAGCCCCAGGCCUCAUUUUGGAGCUCCCCGCAGACUCAAGAAUACAGAAGCCUUGUCAGUCCUCAAGAAAUUCUGGGAUAUGAGAGAUGGAAUAUUUCCUGCCGUAUCAGUGAACAAAGGAUAUCACAGUCACAAGCAAUGACGGCCACCGCGGAUGGUGAGCUGGUGAGCCCCGAGGGCACUCAGGAAGGAAAGAGCACGGCCAUCUAGCAGUCGUCAGACUGUAGCCACCACUGAGGGUGAACCCGGAGGGACCUCAGGACAUGAAAACAACAGGAUCCUGGCCCCAGACAGCUGAGGCGUGCAUCAAAGCAAUGAUUUCAGCGAGCCCAGACUUUUCCAUCUUCCCAUACGUAGAAAAGCGCUAAAUUCCUUAACUUGGGAUAGCUGGUUUUCUUUAAUUGGCAGUAGCAUUUGAGGUUCAGAUUAUCCACCUUUUGUUGUGAAGCUUCUAUAUAACCUGGCUUCUCCCCUUUUUUCCUUCAAGCAGUUCUCUUGGGGUUACUUGAGAUGCUGCCUCCUGGGCUUGAGUCCUAAGAAUAUCUGACGAAUAAAACAUAACUCUCAACGUUUA